CCAAUCACUGGGACGCUCCUUCUUGCCCUCGGAAAUAGCUCCUUAUUCCUUAGCACCCGGUUUGUGGCAAACCCGUAUACCCUUUCCCCUUCCGCGUAAGAUAAAGCUCCAGUCGAGUCACGCCAAGCAAGAAACAUUUUAUCUCCUUCAUCCCUUCAUUGGCACUGAAUGCGCAUGCGCCGUGACACACCGUCACACAGCGACAAGUCGAACAUCGUUUAUUUUUUCAGUCCCGGCGUAAGACAUCGGCGAACGAGCAGUCGGAGGAUACGCGCCUUCGGUGUCCAACAUGAGCAUCGUCACACGCAGCAAAAGCCGCAAGAACGCCGGCGAAGCCUCCGCCACCGCGGAAUCCAGCACUAGAACACCCGAUGGCGCCACUGCGGUCACGGGCCAAAACAACAAGCAGAACGACUCGGCCGACACCAGCUCCUCCCAUAAGUGCGGCGAAUGCAGUAAGGCUUUCGCCCGUUGGCAUCAUUACCGAAGACACCUCGCCAUGCACCUGUACGAGGAGGCCAUCCGGGCCGAUCGCGAGGCGUCCUCGGAGGCGGACACACUCAACCAGUUGACAGGUAUUACCAAGCACGGAAGGCCCGGUUCCCUGCUGCCGGUUUCCGCCAGCCGCAAUGACGCCGUCGCAAGCUGCAGUUGCGCGGUUGGGAACGGAGCCUCGCUCUCAUUGAAAGGCGACGCAAGGAUUCCCGACGGCACCAGGGAAGUCCAGAGCAAGCCGAUCGACACCAGAGGCAACGUUUGUGGCUUGUGCGGGAGGUUCUUCAGCCGCUUUCAUCACUACAGACGACACCUGGCCAUGCACGCCUACGAGGAAGCGAUCGCCGAGGAGAGUGGUGCAUCGAACAAAUCGAAAGACGCCCUAGACGAGCACCAAUGGCAGCGCGAGGGUGAAAGACUUCGUCGAUGUCCUGAUUGUGGCAGCGACUGCUGCCCUCGCCAUACGCCAGACGCGGCGAAGAAAGCGAGCGCCGGUUCUUCAGUUUCAUCGCAGUCCAGCGGCAGGGGCCCCGAAACGUCUGGCCCACGCCCAGCCCCAGGGGAGGUCUCGUCCACAUCUGAAGGCGGUGCAAGGAAUGAAACCGAGGAGACAAGCCAGCAAUGCGCCUGCGCCGUCUGCAACAAAGUUUUCGUCUGCCAGUACACCUACCACCUUCGGCUCCCCCUGGGCAGGAGAGACGGCUCGCACAUUUGCCCCGAAUGCCGCCGCGUAUUCGAUCAAUUGGGCCGUUUAAACUUGCACCGAGGCGAGUACACCGGAUAGAAAGGCCGCAUGUGUCACGAACGUCAUAGUUCCUCUCACAAAAAAAAAAAAAAAAGAGCUUCAUCUCUUGAAGCAUCUUCCCACUUGACACUGGUGGAUUACGUCCCACCUAUCUCGAGAUAAUGAAAAAAAAAUUCAUUUGCGAACGAAACGAACCUCCUAUAACCUGUACCUGGCCUGAAACGCCGUCUGGAGCGAAGAUUUUUACAAAUUUUAUAAGGGCCAGGAAAGUGCCAGCGCUGGAUGCUUCGGGAACAUCGGUGAAAGUAUGCAUCAUUUAAUGUGAACUGCCGCUUUCACAGUGAUUGAGAACGAAAAAGAAAGCUUUCGACUGACAUCUGAUAUGGCAGUAUUACCUUCUAUGUGCACUGCUGCUUAAACUUCUGCGCACAUGGCAUCAGACUAGCCGAUGCAUGGUCCGUAACGGUGAAGCGGAAGAUUUUUUGUCGUCAGCGGUUGGCCCGUGUAUGUGGCAGGCGCGUAACGCCAGGUUUGCCGUUUCGCAGCGCGUCUUCGGCGCUGUGCCACCAACAAGGCUCCACCUGGACCGGUUAUACCUACGCAACGCGCAGCCUUGAACGAGCACUGCUGUAUAACGUGCAAAUGAAUAUUUUACAAUAAAAAAAUAAGACU
Molecule: messenger RNA, 1912 nt
Organism: Dermacentor andersoni
Lineage: Eukaryota; Metazoa; Arthropoda; Arachnida; Ixodida; Ixodidae
Biological process (GO): regulation of transcription by RNA polymerase II
Cellular component (GO): nucleus
Molecular function (GO): DNA-binding transcription factor activity, RNA polymerase II-specific
Source: RefSeq, a predicted model, not a curated record